CUCAUCCUAUCAUAAACAGGAGUACGGUUUAUUAGAUUGGGCCAUAUCUCAUCAUUAUCAAUGGCCUCUCUUUAAUGUUCUUUUUUUGUCGAAUUGCGUGUGUGCUGUCCGCAAUAUGCAACAGCACUAGGGAACAGCCGGACUGUCGUUUUCCCCGGUUAACCAAACGGUUCAUAUUCUCUGUUUGGCUUACUCACGAGUCUUGCCUUGACCAUCAACAUUUUAAGCAAAUGCCGAAAAGGCCCAAAGCGCAGCUGGAUCUUCAUAAUGCGUCUUGCUUUUAUUUCCAGUACAGUGAAACAGUCAAAGAACACCUUCAAAUUUCACCGAAGGUAAGCUCUGAGAUACUAAUUUUUCUUUUACUCUUUUGGCCAUUUUAUCUAUUAUUACUAACAGUCGGAGUUCUAAUUCAAAGAUUGCACCUUUAAGUAGGAUUGUUCUAGUGCAUGAGAAUGAGGGCGUGUUGGUUAAGGUUCAGAGAAGAUUAGCUUUAAAAAAUCUCAGUUUCUGAUGCUUAACCAUCUUUUAAGCCUGGGAUUGUUGGAAUGGAGAUGGAAAAGGGUUUGUCUUGGCCCCAUUGUUUAUUUUUUCCUUUAUUGUACUUUUCGUUUGAAGUAUUGUUCUUGGUCUUGUCCAUCACUCACUCUUUGCCUUUUUAAACUUAAACUGAGAUAUUAGCUGCCUGCAGUUCUUUUGUACAGGGAGUAAAAAAGGAGUGUGGUUUUUGUAAUUAAAAGAAAAAAAUAAGAAACGCGUUUUCUUGUACAAUACUCACUCCUUCCCUAAAUUUACUUCCAACUUUACUUUUUCGUCCGUCCCAAAAAGAACUUUGCUUUCCCUUUUUUGCAAAGAAUUUGUGGUUCACCACAUUUCUCUCUCCUCUUCUCAACUCUUCACCACACAAUUUUCACUUUCUUAAUCACCUUGCCACUUUAAUUUGGAAGAACAUUUAGGGACGGAGGGAGUAUAAUAUAGGUUGUUUCUAAUACUCCGUAAGACUUAGUUUACGUACUAAAAGGUCAACAUGACCAGAUGAGUAGAAUAACCGAAGGUUACAUACAUUUGAGUUAGUAUCUGUGUAUUAGCUAGUGUGGGGUGACAGAAUAGUUUCUACUUUUAUUGCUAGUUUUAGAAAAAUAUAGAUCUUUUUUUCCCAAGGGGGUUGAGUGAAUGUAAACAAUGGUAGUCCAAGAUUAGGAUCUCUAUGGUUGCUCCUUAAUUCAAGACUGCUCUUGCAGGAAAUGGACUCAAGAGCUUCCUAGCAAAAACUUCUUCAUCCAGACAAUAUCAUCUAGAAGACUUUAACUACUACAAUGCCAUUUUCUCUAGGACCAAGCAAUCAUGACGAGGUUUCGCUGCCACAAAAUACGCUGUUAACAGAUAGUCUUGAGGACUUGGCAAAUCUCAGAAAGCAACUCUACUCUGCGGCUGAAUAUUUUGAGUUAUCUUAUUUAAAUCAUGACCAAAAGCAAGCAGUGGCAAAUACUUUGAAGGAUUAUGCCAUCAAAGCUCUUCUAAACACUGUUGAUCAUUUGGGCUCUGUGACAUAUAAGGCCAAUGAUAUGUUGGAUGAAAAAGUGGUGGAGGUUUCUGGAACAGAACUUCGUAUAUCUUGUGUUGAACAGAGACUAAGGACAUGCCAGGAGUAUAUUGAUCGGGAGGGUAUUUCUCAGCAAUCACUAACCAUAAAAACCCCGAAACACUGUAAAAGGUACUUCUUGCCAGGGGACACCAGGUGUGAUAUCAAUGAUAAAAAUGCCGAGCAUCAGUUUAAUAAAGCUGUUGAAGCAAAAACGUUGGAUUCUCCAAAAACUGUACCUGGAAAAGAGCACUCUCCAUCACAUAUUCCUCAACUUAUGCUGCAAUCCAUACCCUCUUUCCCCACCUCUGGCACCAUGCCUAAAAGGGAGUUAGAGAAGCGAACAGUGUCGCCUCACCAUUUUCGUCAUUCACGAAGUGCAUCUCUUUCUAGUAAGCCAGCGACACCUAAGAGUUUUCAAUCAACCAUCCCAAAUCCAAGCCGACCGCCCACUCCUACCCCAAUUCUUAGAGCACAGACGUAUACUUCAGAAAGUUGGAAGGCAACACCAUUGGCUAUGCAUGCAGAAAGAAAGGAUCCCAGAGACUCUGACCGUCGCCCCAGCAAAAGUAAGCGUCUCCUUAAAGCUUUGCUCAGCAGCAGGCGCAAGUCAAAGAAUGAUGACAUGCUUUACACUUACCUUGAUGAGUAUUGAUGAAACAAGAUCUCACUAGAAGAGAAUGUCAGGCUUCUCUUUUCUUAAUGCCAAAUGGGGAAGAAGCCAUCAUGGAAGCCGCCUUCCUCCUUUUUGUACUAAAAAUGCGAUUGUGUAUUCAGUGUAAAUUGUUUCUUCAAUCAUCUCUUUUCCCUUUGGCUUCAUAUAAUCAUUUUAGGUAGCUCCAACUUGUACUGGUUUUAUACUCAAAAAGCCUGGUAUUUUUUGUAGAAAAUCUUGAUCCCGUCACUAAAAAAACGCUGAUAGUAAUU
Molecule: messenger RNA, 2506 nt
Organism: Cuscuta europaea
Lineage: Eukaryota; Viridiplantae; Streptophyta; Magnoliopsida; Solanales; Convolvulaceae
Source: the annotation of a GenBank genome assembly